CCGCCUAACGUGAUUCAUUUCAAAUCUUUUUGUACUGCGGGAUAUUUUCGUGUCUGAUUUAAUCAGUUUCGAACGUUUUAAAAACAAAAUUUUCAUAAGUCGCCUCUAGACAAGUUUCAAUACGGUUAAGAUUUACAACCGAAUGCAAACAGAGCCAAUACGUUUACAUUGUUUAUUUUGGGUACAAAGAGAUUCCGGAUGGGUGGCGUCAUAAAAAAAUCAAGUCUGCGAAUCAUUGGUAUUUAAUACCAAAUUUGGUAUGAGUUUUGAAACCUGCAAUCUCUUUUAACGAUGUUGUGCUUAACUUAGAGCCAUUUGUCGCUCGCACAUUACCGAAAGAUGUAUUUAUACGACGUACCAUCAAAAUUAACUCUGACGUCUGUAGAAGAAUUCCAGGAAGCGUUCCAACUUUUUGACAACAGAGGAGAUGGAAAAAUACAUGUGGCUCAGAUAGGAGACGCUCUGAGAGCUUUGGGUCAAAAUCCCACCGAGUCAGAUGUAAAGAAAUACACUCAUCAGUACAAGCCAGAUGAGAGAGUGUCGUUCGAAGUUUUUCUGCCGAUUUACCAGCAAAUCUCGAAAACCCGCAGUGCAGACACAGCCGACGAUUUCAUCGAAGGUUUGCGUCAUUUCGACAAAGAUGGUAACGGUUAUAUAAGCUCUGCAGAAUUGCGCCACUUAUUAACAACGUUAGGUGAAAAAUUGACUGACGACGAGGUGGAGCAACUAUUACAGGGUCAGGAAGACUCUCAGGGAAAUGUGAAUUACGAAGAAUUUGUUAAGUUGGUGAUGUCCGGUUAGGUUAAAAGGGCCUAAACACCACACGAUUGGGCAUAAAGAUACCAUCAUGUAUUUAUUUAUAUUGUAUAUUUGACAAUUGUCGUUUCCUUUUUAUAUUUUCUAAUUAUAGUGCCUUCAUUCCAGUUUUUAUACUUAUAACUUAAUUGGUAAUUACACUAUUAGAAACUUGGCAAA
This is a messenger RNA of Cylas formicarius (sweet potato weevil), 975 nucleotides long. It is a transcript of the gene Mlc-c, whose product is annotated as myosin-2 essential light chain. Gene Ontology annotation, molecular function: myosin heavy chain binding; calcium ion binding. The record is from RefSeq and is a predicted model, not a curated record. NCBI's taxonomy places the organism in Eukaryota, Metazoa, Arthropoda, Insecta, Coleoptera, Brentidae. Gene Ontology annotation, cellular component: myosin II complex. The coding region runs from base 340 to 801 and encodes 153 amino acids. The transcript is spliced from 3 exons.